AUGUCUUUUACCACUUACAACGCAAGCAUAUGGUGCGACAGGCUUGUAAUCGAUCGUCACAACAUGGUACAGGAUUGGUCAGGUUAUCCAAGAAAGAAUGCAAGAAUGAAGCAGCACAGAUCGCCCAGAAAGAAGUGGAAGCAGCAUGGGAGCAGGAUCAAUACAGACGAAGAAAUGAAGCAAUUCCCGGAGAGGGAUGGGAAACACGCAGAAGAUAUGCCAACCCGUCCUGAGCUUCUUGACACCUGCCACAAUCAUUUCUUCUUGGGCCAGCCCUACCCACGAAAACAGCAAAGAGGAUGGAAAAGGCAUGUAAUCGAAGUGUAA
Plenodomus lingam JN3 is the source of this 327-nucleotide messenger RNA. RefSeq lists its product as uncharacterized. Lineage: Eukaryota; Fungi; Ascomycota; Dothideomycetes; Pleosporales; Leptosphaeriaceae. The record is from RefSeq and is a predicted model, not a curated record.